This is a messenger RNA of Egretta garzetta (little egret), 7882 nucleotides long. It is a transcript of the gene HIBADH, whose product is annotated as 3-hydroxyisobutyrate dehydrogenase. The record is from RefSeq and is a predicted model, not a curated record. The coding region runs from base 6165 to 7109 and encodes 314 amino acids. Lineage: Eukaryota; Metazoa; Chordata; Aves; Pelecaniformes; Ardeidae. The transcript has 7 exons. Gene Ontology annotation, cellular component: mitochondrion. Gene Ontology annotation, molecular function: NAD binding; 3-hydroxyisobutyrate dehydrogenase activity; NADP binding. Gene Ontology annotation, biological process: L-valine catabolic process.
GGUGCAGAGAAGCAUUUUUAUUACUUAAAAAUUACUAAGCAAGGAUUGUGACAGAAAGACCUGCUGCUCUGAAGUCCAGCACAUUACUUAAUUAAGGUAUCAAGUGUAUGCUUGCUAUUCUUUUUAGAUGAAAUGUACAUACUACAUGGUUUUGUCUUUUACGUAAUAGCAAACAUUUAAUGAGGUAUAGGUACAGAUAAGAAAAAUGAGGUAAGAAGACUCUGACUGUUACAAGAUCACGUCUGUUUUUCAUCAGCAGACCUUUACAGAGGCAAGGAAAAGCAAGUGGGAUGUUUUCAAUGUAAAGCUGGCCAAAUUUAGAGUCUUGUAAUCUUCUUAAAUUAUGAUUUUGGCAGAGUGCAGUUCUCAAAAUCAUUGCAUAACCUUUAAAAGCCUGUGACCCUGGGGCAAUUUAAAUUCCAUUGGCAAAAGCUUCUAGGAACAGAAAGACCUGAUUCUGCCCAUGUACAGCUGGCCUCUCUAAAUUCUAUGUUUCUCCGUCUAGUUCCCUCCAGGAUUUCAUUCAGUAGAGGUUUUAUGAGUCUGUAGAGAAGUCUGCACAAAACACAGAAGCUCUAUCUGAUCCUUUCUUUCAAAGCAGGAAGGAGAAAAGGGAUGGUGUCUUCUGUUGUAGUUGUACCAGAACUUAAGAUGCUAAACCAGUGGCAAAGUCCUUCAUUUAGUGGCUGAGAUUGAAUUGUCAUCAUAUUUCCCUUUCCUUGUCAAGUUACUUCAUAUGCAACCGUACUUUCUCAUAAAGCCCUGAGCAAAACCAGUAGCUUCAGGAGUUGAGCUUCCUCUAGGCAACUUCCCAUGCUCCUGUUAAAUCUCACCUACUGUGUUGAAAAAAAGCUCAGGAUUCACUGAAUAUUAAUAUGACUUGCAACAACUCUGAUGAGAAAAUUCAUAUGGAACAGGAAUAUGUGGGCUGUUAUCCCUUGUGCCACAUUUAUCGGUUUCAUUUGACUGUGAAGAUAGGCAUUCCAUCCCAGGAGCUGAACAUUUUGGUGAACAUGGUUCAAAAUAGAUUUUAUGAAGCCAAAAAGUAAGUAAUAUAGUUGAGAUUACAGUUUGAGAGUUACUGGUUUCUCAGUCCUGUUCUUGGCCAGUCAGACUGUGCUUUCCUUGAGACUACAAGCAUAUUGGACCUUUUCCAGCUCUACUGUCUGUGGUCCUAUCCAGCUAUUAGUUCCUUUUUGUUUGAAUACAAAGAGAUGUCCUCUGCACUGCGUACUAUAGGGUCUGUGCAGUGUAGUAUUUGCAGUGAAUUCAAGGCAGCACUGGAGCUGAAAUUCUUUCUUUAAACAGUAAGAGUCAUAACUUUGGGAGAUAGUGUAAAAUGAAAUGUAAACAUCUGAAAUUAUCUAAACUUGUAACUGUCAUUGUUCUGGUUAAAAAGAAAAUUGCCUUCGGUAUCCUUACGUAGAAGUUUGAAAAGACAAGUUUUGUAGGUCGUUGACAGGCCAUGUAUCCUGGGGACAGGACUGCAAUCUGCAUUUCUGAGUUUACUCUCUUAAUGGAUGCAUUCUGUUCAAGAAAAGGCAUUCAGAGAUUCAUAAACUUGCUGAUUUUUUAAUUAAAUUAUUUUUAAGGUAAAAUUCUCAUUGAAUUAUGGAUUAGGUAAAGUGUUUCUAUUGUAGGCUGGCUUUUCAAAGCAAAACAUUUUUAUCUGUAUUGUCUAUAAGCUCUUAAGAUGGCAAGAGGGUCAUAAAUUGAUCCUCCUCAUCAAUGGAGUCUUCACAGGCACCGGGAUCUGUGAGUACACAUUCUCUCAAGAGAGCAGUGAAGAAUCUCCUGGGAGAAGCCCAGAUUCUUUGGAUGCAGUGUAGCUGUAGCUGGUUUUGCUCACAAUUAACUUGAUCUGUAGAUUAACCUACGCUGCUGGUUCUGUUCCCAAUGAAGGAGAAUUAGUUGCACAUUGUAUCAGUGAUUAUUUUAAAAGUAGCUUCUAUUGCUCCUACUUCUGAUGUUCUGCCCUCUGUUAGAAGUUGAGCAUGGACUGGGCAUUUUUCCAGCCAUGUGAUUGCAGCAGGUUACUGUAGAUUUUAUGGCUGAAGUAAAAUCGACUCAGUACCACAGGGACAGUUUCUGCAAAUGCUUAUACAAUUGAUGGGAUUAGUUAAGUGUAUGUGUGUGUAGGUUUGCAGAAUAUCAAUCCUUCGAUGUUUGAAUUACACAGUUAUUUCAAAAAUGAGCCUGUGCCAUGUAUCAAAUGGUAAACAGUGCCUGGAUAUUCAAGCUGAACAUCACUUUCCAUGAUAGCACCUGUGGAGUUUCAUCUAAUAUGAAGAUGUGAAAAAUUGUGUCUUCUUAAACAUACUCUGUUUGGCAAACCUCCACUGUCUUAAGUAGUCAUUAAAAAGUAUGCCAUGAUUCUAAAUGCAGUUGAUUCAAAUUUAAUCAAAAUCAGCUAUAUUAGGUACGUCUGUGAGCUAAUUUCAUCAGUCCUUUAAAGUGGUUUUCCUAUAUUUGAGUAUCUGGGGAUCUGGAGGUUUUUCAAAGCUGUUAAUCAAAUUAUAUCAUUUUAAAGUGGCUCAUCUAACACUGGGCUGUGAGAAGUUAAACCAAACUAAGAAGUCAGAAACUGAGUCAGGAAUUGGACUAUUUCUCUUAACAGGUCCCAAUUCCUGUGGAUUUGAAUAUGGUCUAGUUAGCACAGAACAGAAAAUGGUCCCUGAUUCAUGAACUAGGACAAAAGAAAAUCAACAGAGACAGAUAAAGGGGAAAUAAUAGAAUACAGUGACACAAAACUAAUAAUACCAAUCAGCAUCUUGCCUCGUAUUCCAGCCUAACUGUUGCUGUGCCUUCUGGGGAUAUUGCAAAAUGAAGACUUUUAAGGAACGCCUUAUAGUAGAAGAAUGAGUUAUUUUCAUGGAUAUUUACAUUGUGAAGAGCUGCCUUAGAGAAGUAAUAGAAAUAUUUGUUGGCAACAGCCAUGUCAUUGCUGUCCAAUUACCAGCUGAUGUCUUAAUAGUAAGAUGUGAUGAUAGCCAUGAAAAGUUGUCAAAGCAAAGUAACAUGGUAGAGAAAAGUAAGGUGAGAUGCAGAGAAGGAGUGACAGAAAGUAGCAUGGGCAAAAUGCCCUUCUCAAGUCCCAAUAUUUCCAUGAAGAUCAAGGCAAGAUGAUGCCUGUAAAGUUGAGGCAGGUGGCCAGGUUCUGAAGUAGCUGAGAUCUCAGAUGGGACGAAGGAGGUAUGAAUGAGAUUUAAGCAGGCCAUGGAUGAGUCUCCUAGGCUAAGUAUGAGUGACAGGCAUUGCUGCUGGUGUCAGCACUGAUACAGAAAAAAGGUAUCAAGAAAGUUUUCUGAAGACAAUUAAGAGAUUUCUUGAUGUUUAGUUUGAGGUGCUGGCUAGAUAUUCAUGAGAUGGUGUGAGAAAACAAGAGAGAAGGAUAAAAAUGAAGAGCCUACAAGAGUGAGCCUAGACAUGGUAGCCAGAUUUAUGCUUCUGGUGUGGUUACUUGGAAUUCACAGAAACAAACAAAACUGGGGUUUGGAAGCAGGCUUAACUUUAAAGCUAGAUCAGGUUGCUCAGGGUGCUCCAAGGUUGCUCCAAGGGUGGAGGUUCCACCACUUCUCUGUGCAGGCUGUUCCAGUGCAGAACGUUUCUCCUUAUCAGGGAUGCUUUUCUUAUUUCCAACCAGAAUUUCCCUUACUGCAGCUUUUGGCCACUGCCCCAUGUCCUAUUGUGCACCUUUGUGAAGAAUCUGGCUCCGUUUGCUGUGUAACUCUUCUUCCUGCCCACUCCUUAGGCAAUGGAAGACUGCAAUUCUCCUUUGCUUCUUCAGGCUAAGCAAAGACAGUUCCCUUAGCCUCUGCUCAUACACCAUAUUCUCCAGCUUCUCAGUCAUCUUAAUUGAUGUGGGCUGGGGUGUCUGCAGUUUGACCACAUCUCUUGUGUAUUGUGCUUUGUAGAGUGAAAUCACUGAUUUCUUUGAAUUGUUAGGCAUGUUCUUGCUAAUGUAGGGCAGUAUGUAAUUAACCUUUUGGUGCAAGGAUACACUACUGACUCAUACUUAACUUGUCUAUGGGAAUCCACAGUUCCUUUUCUGCAGAGCUGCAACCUGUCUAGCCAGUCCUCAGCCUGCAAUGACAUCUCCUGCCCCAAGUACAGGACAUUGUGUUUCUUUGUUGAACUUCUUGAGGCCCGUUUCUCCAGUCUUUCUGAAUAGUAGCCCUGCCCUGCAGUUUCUCAGCCAUUCCCCCCAGUUUGGUGUCAUACAUGAUCUUGCUGCGGGUGCUUAUGUGCCAUCGUCACAGUCAUUGAUGACAUUUUUAAGCAGCAGCAGCCCUAGUAUUGACCCAUGAGGAACAUCACGUAUAGCUGACUGUUGCUAGUCUUUGAAACACUGAUUACUGUUGUUUAAGCCCAACAAUCCAGACAAUGUUUCUUCCAUCAGGCAGUCUUGCAGUCCAGUCCAGUGCAUACUUUCCCCAACUGGCUAGCAGGAUACUAGAAGAGGCUGUUUUGAAAGCUUUACAGAAGUCAAGGUAAAUAAGAUCCACUGGUAUUAAGGGGUAGAGAAAGAAAGAUGCUGAAAACCAGGACUUGAACCUCCAAAGGAAGGUGGGAGCUUUGGGUUAGCAAAAGGAGCAAUUUUAAAUUAGUGUAGCUGAUGUACUGGGGAAGACUGACUCAUAGAAACUAUGAGAAGAAAAGACUCCAAGAUGAUUACUAUGGCCGAUGGUGGUGUUUUAGGCUCUUUGUUAAUUUGUUUCCUAUAUUUGACAUGUAGCACUUCUUAAAAAAGCAAUGUGCUCUUUUCCUGACUUUAUCGCAGUUUGCACUAAGUGUUUUCCCAGUGCAGUUUUCUUUUAAAUUGUGCUGCUUCUCUAGCUAUGUAAUUGAUGCAGGCAUCUGUGGAAACUGUCUCAGACCAAAGUUCUCUCAACACACCUGAUUUAUUAAAUGUGGCACUUCCAAAAUAGUGCUGCAGAUGAAAGAGCAUGACCACUGCUGGCUAAGAGGGAGCUUAAACUCAGAAAGACUUUAAAAUGAUUAAUCGAGUGUUAUUGGCCUAGAGAGGAUUCUUUGCUAAGCAUUGAGACCUCUUAGAGUCUAGAUCCAGCUUAGGCACUGUGUGUGCACUUCAGAGUUACAGUAGUUCCAUAGUUAGUUAGCCUCGUUUCUGGCUGCUUAGUUGCCACAUGCCUUAGUGUUUAUUCUGCAUAACUUUUUCCUUUGCUGUAAAGGAGAAAUUAUUUUAUGUAAUCAGCAAAGAAAUCUCGGCACUGCCAAACUGUGCUGCCCUUGGAUUAGGAGUGUUUGGAGUGAUGAGACAGUGAUUGCAGUAGAUGGUUGCCUGCAAAUGCUACUUACUGUCCAGCAUUUGAUAUGCCUGCAAUGGUACUUAUAAUCCAGCAUCUGAUACUCGCUAACUACUUGUAAAAAGUAACUGACUGAAACUCUAGUGUCUUCUGUAGAUACUAGAUCAUGCUUUAUAGUUCUGUCUCUGUAGUACAGCAAAUAGAAUUCAGUGGUUGUUCCUGUAAAGACUUCAUCAUUUUGUAUUUAUACUCUAGUUCUAGUUUUCAGCAUUUGCUUUUAAACUAUAGUGCAAGUGAUUACAUGGCUCAACGAAUUGGCAAUGAUUUAUUAUUGAGACUUUUAGGUUAGUGGUUUAUAUCUGGGUGCAGGAUCAGAAGAGUCCAGUUAAUAUCUGUGAGGGGCUGCAUGAAAUAAAGUGGCAGCAUCAAUCCAUUUCUAGGGAACAGGUGCUAAAUCCCAGGGCUGCAACCAAAGUUACAAAUAAGGAGUCUGUAAAAUAUAUAUAAAAUUUGAUUUUGCAUUUUCAGUUCAGUAUUUAGGCCCAUAACAAAACAGAGACAAGCCUGCAUAUUUUAAGUCCUUGUUUGAGCUCCUCUCGGACCGAAACUCAGACCUUAGCUUUCAGCGAUGUUGCUCAAGUUUGAUUAUUACUAUACUUUUUGAAACACUCACAUUUUUCUAAUUAAAAUAAUUUUCUUUGCUAUGUGAAAAAUCAUUCAGGGAUGGUAUUUGUGGCCCAAUGUGAGCUAUAAUCUAUGGUUGAAAUUAUGUGGAAUAGGAAUCACCUUGCUGCCCUUUUUAAGUUUAACUAUUUAAGUUGUCUCAGUUGGUGCAAAUAGAUUACAUGCUAGCUUUUGUUACAUCAUUGUUAUGCAUUUCUCUAAAAUACAAGUAUAAUGAUAUUUAUUGUUUUGAAAUUAGUGUGUUCUAGGGCAAUGGCUUCCAAAACCCCAGUUGGAUUCAUUGGGCUGGGUAACAUGGGAAAUCCAAUGGCAAAAAACCUGGUAAAACAUGGAUAUCCGGUUAUUGCAUAUGAUGUGUUCCCAGAAGCUUGCAAAGAAUUUCAAGACUUGGGUGCUCAGGUAACAGAUUCCCCAGCAGAUGUAGCAGAAAGAGCAGACAGAAUUAUUACCAUGCUGCCUUCUAGUCCCAAUGCGAUAGAAGUUUACACAGGAGCAAAUGGAAUUCUAAAGAAAGUAAAGAAAGGCUCAUUGCUAAUAGAUUCCAGUACUAUAGACCCUGCAGUUUCAAAAGAAUUAGCCAAAGCUGUUGAAAAAAUGGGAGCUGUUUUCAUGGAUGCCCCAGUUUCUGGAGGUGUUGGAGCUGCUCGAGCUGGAAACCUUACUUUCAUGGUUGGUGGAGUGGAACAAGAAUUUGAUGCUGCCAAGGAGUUGCUGACAUGCAUGGGUUCUAAUGUGGUCUACUGUGGAGAGGUUGGAACUGGACAGGCUGCAAAGAUCUGCAACAACAUGCUCUUGGCCAUAAGUAUGAUUGGAACUGCUGAGGCUAUGAAUCUUGGAAUCAGAUUGGGCCUUGACCCAAAGCUGCUGGCCAAAAUCCUAAAUAUGAGCUCAGGUCGCUGUUGGUCAAGCGACACGUACAACCCUGUUCCUGGAGUGAUGGAAGGAGUACCAUCGGCUAAUAAUUAUCAAGGUGGCUUUGGAACAACACUCAUGGCUAAGGACCUUGGCUUGGCCCAGAUUUCUGCCACCAACACGAAGACACCAGUUCCUUUGGGAUCCCAGGCACAUCAGAUCUACAGGAUGAUGUGUGCAAAAGGCUAUGCCCUGAAAGACUUCUCAGCUGUGUUCCAGUUUUUACGUGAGGAAGAAACCUUGUGAGCUGUCCUUUGGAAAUGGACACAAUAACAAACCACAUUUUUUUAUCCUUAUAGCUCGUUUGAAGAAGUAUGUGGGUUUAAUCAAAUACUGUGCAUCCUGAUCCCAUACAGACUAAUCAUCUUUGGUUGUCUAGAUUACAACGAACUCUGGGUUUUUUUCAUAAUUCUUGAAAAAGCAAGCCAGAGGAAGGGAUUGUUUGGCAAUUAGCCAGACAGUGAUUCCUUUUUUUUUUUUAAGAACCAUCAGGUUUGGGGUGUUGUUUUUUUUUCACUAGAUGCAAUAAAUAAAUAUUUUUUUUAUGAAACACUUAACUGAUUGCAUAUAAAAUAACUUACAUUAUGGCUACAAACCUAGGUGACUUUAAUAGUAAGAGAAUGUUAUAUAGUGACUUUAUGAUAUAUAGUGAUCUAUUAAAAUUAAAAAUGAAUACUUUAUGGGAAAAGAGAAGAUUUGUUCAAUGAAGAAACACAGCUUGAGAUGGAUUUUUUUUUUCCUUGCACCUACUAGCCUUGAGUUGAUCAAUAGUGAUUUUUUCCUGGGAUUCAGGUUGCAGAUUAAGUUUAUAGGCACGCGUUUCUAAGUGGAGAGCUGUUACAGCAUGUUUACCUGAUAGACUAAGUUAAAAUAACAUAGAAUGUGUGUCCCUCUUGUAAAGCUCCAUUAUUGUAUUUUGCUAACCCAAUUUUAUAUUUUCUUGUAUUCUGUCACACAUUUUCAGAACUCAAGAACAGCACUUACCUGAAGUUCUAACAAAGUGUACAUUUGUUUUAGGU